UGUCACUUUCGUAGAAAUUUCGACUGGAUGUGUUAUGUGUGUUUAUAAUAAUAAAUAAGAUGACACAACUGCUCCAAUGAAAACCUUACAACUUUUCUACAUACAAAUCUUCUCACCAAACUCUUCUACUUAACAACAACCCUCCCAGAUCUCACAAUUUCAUUCACCCCUCCCUCAAAUCGCAUCUCUAAUUUCGAUAUCUACCAGAUUAAUUGCAGUAAACCAAAACCAGAGAGAGAGAGAUGGAUAAUAACAAUAAUCAGCAAUCGUUUUGGCAGUUCAGCGACCAGUUAAGAGUCCAGACGCCUCACAACCUGGCGAAUCUGUCGUUAAACGACUCCAUCUGGAGCACCAAACGCACCGACGGCCGUAGAAACUUCGACAUCGCCGCCUCCGACAAAAACCAUGUCGAGUAUCACAACAACAACAACAACAAGGCUUCUUCCGACAUCAACAACAAGUCUUCUUCCACGUGGAACAACUGGAAGCACUCCAUCCCCAACGGUUUCGGACCCGUCGGCUCAAAAUCCACAUCCACCACCAACGUCAAUUUCAACCACACCGACAAACUCACCACCAGCCCUUUCAACGACACGUGGCAAUUCAACUCCGACAACGUCAACGGCGGUUUCAACAAGGGCAUCUACUCUUCUCCAUCCCCCGCGCCCAAGAGCAGCUAUGGCUUCAACUUGAAGAGCAAAGGGAUCAUCAAUGAAGAUCAUCAUCAGAUCCCCAAGAAGAAUAGGAAGAAUCAGAAUCAUCAUAAGAACAACAACAAGAAAGAAGAUGAUGGUUUGGACAAGAGGUUCAAGACUCUUCCUCCCGCGGAGGCUCUCCCCAGGAACGAGACCAUCGGCGGCUACGUCUUCGUCUGCAACAACGACACCAUGGAGGAGAAUCUCAAGCGCCAGGUUUUCGGUUUGCCUCCCAGGUACAGGGACUCCGUCAGAGCCAUCACUCCGGGGCUUCCUCUCUUCCUCUACAACUACUCCACUCACCAGCUUCACGGUAUCUACGAGGCGGCGAGCUUCGGGGGAACGAACAUUGAGCUGAACGCUUUUGAGGACAAGAAAUGUCCGGGAGAGUCUCGGUUCCCUGCUCAGGUGAGGGCUGUGACGAGGAAGGUGUGUUUGCCGCUGGAGGAAGACUCUUUCAGGCCCAUUCUGCAUCACUACGACGGCCCUAAGUUCCGCCUCGAACUCAGCGUCCCUGAGGUGCUUUCUCUUUUGGACGUUUUUGCUGAGCAAAACCCUUGAGUUAACAAAACAACCUUGAAGACAGGUGUUGAUGCUCUGCAUUAUUAUUAUAUGUUUACAGAAAGAGAGAUGUAAUACCCGUUUACUAGUAUAAAGAGUAUUAAUAAUUGUCUCCAGAAGAUAAAAAUGGUGGUUGUGUUUAUACAGUUUUCGGUUUCUUUUUAGUAUGUUUCUAAAUUACUAUUUUCUCAGAGUAUAUGUGAGAAAUUAGAUAAGGAGAUGUGUGGGUAGAAGGAUAAACCAGACAAUCAUCUUUCACUUGUUUCGUGUAAAGUAAAUCAGUUUGUACACCCAAAA
Messenger RNA from Brassica napus (rape), 1553 nucleotides. Its product is annotated as DCD domain-containing protein NRP-like. The transcript has a single exon. Gene Ontology annotation, biological process: response to endoplasmic reticulum stress. Lineage: Eukaryota; Viridiplantae; Streptophyta; Magnoliopsida; Brassicales; Brassicaceae. The record is from RefSeq and is a predicted model, not a curated record. Bases 243 to 1256 code for a protein of 337 amino acids.